Messenger RNA from Tetrahymena thermophila SB210, 1305 nucleotides. Its product is annotated as DNA double-strand break repair rad50 ATPase, putative. Lineage: Eukaryota; Ciliophora; Oligohymenophorea; Hymenostomatida; Tetrahymenidae. The transcript has 8 exons. The record is from RefSeq and is a predicted model, not a curated record.
AUGCAGAAUUUAAGUAAAAUGCAAAGUAGAUUGCACCCGAGACCCGAAGGUGAAGGUGGAGGGGGUGGUGGCAGAACAAAAGAAAAGGGAAAGUCCCUUUAGGAGACUCAUAAGGAAAUGUUGAAGAAUAUAGAAUCAACGAAUAUAGGCAAGCCAACCAUAGUUGAAGCACAAAGAAUUUUAAAGAUCAUUGAUAAUCUAUCUACUAACUUAACAAUAUUUAUAUAUUUAGAUUCUGAAUUAAUUAGCAAAUUCUUAGAUGUAGCUAAACAUAGCAAGCUAUCAAAAGAUUUAGUUUCAAAAUUAUCUUAAAGAUGCCUAGAUUUGUUGAAAUCUUAAGCUGAAAUUGAAGCCAAAUUCAAACCCUAUGCAAGUUUGUUAGAUCAAUCGAAUAAAGAAGCUGAAGAUGUAGAAGAAGAAAAAAUGAUAGAUGCUGAAAGACUUAGAAUGUAAUUAGAAAACAACUUUAAAGAUUUAGUAAGACAUUUAAGAAACUCACCAGAAGACUUUGAGAUAAUAAAAAGUAUGAAAACUAAUGUCAAUCCUGAUUUAAAUGAUUUGGUUCAUUGCAUCCAUUGCUAAAAGGUUAUUAUGCUAAAAAAAUUAUCAACUGCUUCAGAAGAAGAUGAAAAUCACAAAGCUUAAUUACGUGAUUUAGAGGAAAAAAUUGAAGAGCUAGAGAAAAAGAAAAAUAAAAUUUAAGAAGAUUUGACAAAGUUAAAAGAACACAGAUAAAAGUUUUCAAAAGAAAAAAAAGAAGAACUUGAAAAACUUAAGAAUGAAAUAGCUGAGGUAAAGGCUGAAAAAGAAAAGAAAGCUAGUUAGUUAAAAAAUGAAUUAGAUAACAGACUUAAGUAGCUUGAAAGAGAUCACCUUGCCAAAAAAGAUAAACUUGACAAAGAAUUAUAAAAAUUAGAAGACGAUUUUGCUAAAUUAAAAUAAGAUCAUGCUAAUGAUGAAACUAAACUUAAAACAAAUAAAAGAUAGUAAUAAAAUAGUCUUGCUGAUAAUAUUGAAAGCUAUGAUGCUUUGAUGAAAGAUUAGCAUCAAAAAAAGCAAGAAAUAGAAGAAGAACUUGCUAAAAUCAUAGAAGAGGUAGAUACCUUAAAGUAAUUAUUUAAGGAAAUAGACGAAGAGAAGCAAAGAGAAAGAGAAUUAGAAGAAGAAUUCAGACUUAAGAAGGAAUAAUGGGAAAUAUAAGAAAGAAGGAAAAAGGAAGCUGCCAGGUGUAUCCUUCAUUUCUUAAUGGCUCGUAAAGAAAAAUCUAAAAAGAAAAAGAAGAAGAAAGGCAAAAAGAAAAAAUGA